AUGGAACAGGUCAAAGAGAAGAUGGAGAAGGUCAAGGACGGCGUCAAAGAGAGUCUGGUGGGAGUCGAAGACGAUGCUGCGCAGACCUCGCAGCAGACACGCUCGGAAUUCCGCGCACACGCCAUCAAGGACGCGGAGACCGGCGAGUACUACAUGGGCGAGAAAGAAUUCAUUGAUGCCGUUGCACCGGAAGGUGAAGAUUAUGUGAGUCUCCUCCACGGCUUCUCACAGUCAAGUACUGCACAACAAGAACAAAUACCACCAAUGGUCUGCACGGCUCGGAUGCAAGCUGACGAGAUGAUAGCACAAGAUCAAGCGCGAGCAAUACGCCCUCCUCUUCCAGAUUGCGGAUCGCAACCAGAAGAAUUGCGUCACGCUGCAAGACUGGUCCGUCUUCAACAACCUGCUCAUGAAACCUGAUGCCGAAUACGAGAUCGCCUUUCGCCUCUUCGCCGAUCCGAACAAUGGAGUCGUGGACUUCAACACGUUCAAGGAAGUCUAUGCGCGCAAUAAGACCAGCGACACCAUUCCCUUCAAUUGGGACAGCGACUGGGCAAAGCUAUACCUGGGCGGCAAGCGGCACCGCCAUUCGAUGACAUACCCGCAGUUCGCGCAGAUGUUAAGGGGCCUGCAAGGAGAACGAGUUCGGCAGGCUUUCCUGCACUUUGACAAGGAUGGCGACGGCUACAUUGAGCCCGAGGAGUUCCAGCGCAUCAUUGUGGAGACGGCAUCUCACAAGCUGUCAGAUCACUUGCUCGCCAAUUUGCCCACACUCUGCAACAUCAGCCCAGGCUCGCGGAUAUCGUAUGCGAAUGUCCGGGCGUUCCAGAAUGUGAUUCGUGAGAUGGAUCUGGUCGAGUCCAUCAUUCGACAUGCUAUCGGCAAGUCGGGUGAUGGCAAGAUCACUCGGGUGGACUUCCUCAACGAAGCCCAGCGAAUCACCCGCUUCUCCCAAUUCACGCCCAUGGAGGUGGACAUUCUCUUUCACUUCGCCUCGCUCGAUCAGCCGUCAGGACGACUGGGCAUUACCGAUUUCGCUCGUGUGCUGGACGCAAGCUGGCAUUCAGGACCCAACGGAGAUGGUCAACCGCUCAGUGGUGUAGGCGACAUUGCCACAAAGGCCGUUGCCAAGUCGUCUGGCGUCCUGCAUAAUAUCCUCACUUCGGUGCAUCACUUCGCGCUUGGUUCUCUGGCAGGUGCCUUCGGCGCUUUCAUGGUCUAUCCCAUUGACCUUGUCAAAACGCGAAUGCAGAAUCAGCGAUCCUCAUCAGUGGGACAGCGUCUGUACAAGAACAGCUUUGACUGCGCUCAGAAGGUCUUCAGGAACGAAGGGUUGCGCGGCCUUUACUCCGGUGUUCUUCCCCAGCUGGUUGGUGUCGCGCCCGAGAAGGCUAUCAAAUUGACAGUCAAUGAUCUGGUUCGCGGCAAGUUUACCGAUGUCAAGACCGGCAACAUUCCGUUCUGGGCAGAGAUGCUUGCAGGUGGAUCGGCUGGUGGGUGCCAGGUCAUCUUCACCAACCCGCUCGAGAUCGUCAAGAUUCGGUUACAGGUUCAGGGUGAGGCCAUCCGUGCCGCCGCUCAAGAGGGGGAGCAGCUUAAGAAACGCACCGCCCUCUGGAUCGUGCGCCAUCUUGGUCUCAGCGGUCUCUACAAGGGUGCAUCGGCAUGCCUGUUGCGUGACGUCCCCUUUUCUGCAAUCUACUUCCCCACCUACAGCCAUUUGAAGAAGGGCCUCUUUGGCGAAUCGCCAACCAAGAAGCUCGGUGUUGUCCAACUUCUGACUGCUGGUGCCAUUGCGGGUAUGCCUGCUGCAUACCUCACAACUCCAUGCGAUGUCAUCAAAACUCGUCUCCAGGUCGAGGCGCGUAAAGGUGACACCUCGUACACCAGCUUGCGCGAUUGUGCCCAGAAAGUGUUCAAGGAAGAAGGUUUCAAGGCGUUCUGGAAAGGAGGACCGGCUCGUGUGGUGCGGUCAUCCCCUCAGUUCGGCUUUACACUCGCCGCAUACGAAAUGCUUCAGAACCUCUUGCCGAUGCCGGGAGAGCACAAAGAAGAGGAAGUGCGCGGCACCCUCGAGCCCAUUGCUGGUCUACAAGAAGCCAAGGCGCCACUUCCUCACUUGCGGUGCCGCAACGCACUGAAGAUUAUCAACGACCUCGACCUUGGAUUCGGCAGGAUGAGGGCUCCUCACCCGGAAGGUGGUCUGACGAGCUGGAUGGGCGGCAAGCUGACUGGCUCUCCGCAAGGACAGACGCAGUCUCCACCAACUGAGAAGUGA
This is a messenger RNA of Lecanosticta acicola, 2278 nucleotides long. The record is from the annotation of a GenBank genome assembly. Lineage: Eukaryota; Fungi; Ascomycota; Dothideomycetes; Mycosphaerellales; Mycosphaerellaceae.